This is a messenger RNA of Trichomonas vaginalis G3, 99 nucleotides long. RefSeq lists its product as uncharacterized. The transcript has a single exon. The coding region runs from base 1 to 99 and encodes 32 amino acids. NCBI's taxonomy places the organism in Eukaryota, Parabasalia, Trichomonadida, Trichomonadidae. The record is from RefSeq and is a predicted model, not a curated record.
AUGGGUAAGAACUUACUCAAAGCUGCUAUCAAACCUGUCGAAGAGAUCGACAUUGAGGAUGAAGCAGAAGAAAUAGAUGUAGAUCCUGAUGCAUUAUAA